Molecule: messenger RNA, 943 nt
Organism: Desarmillaria tabescens
Lineage: Eukaryota; Fungi; Basidiomycota; Agaricomycetes; Agaricales; Physalacriaceae
Product: Thioesterase/thiol ester dehydrase-isomerase
Exons: 3
Coding region: 117-905 (262 amino acids)
Source: RefSeq, a predicted model, not a curated record
ACUUCGGAAGCCGCGAUGUUUGGCAAGCGUCUGUUUGGAAAGCCCGGUUCGUGCCGGAGCCGGUUACCGGCCCUUGCCUCCCACCACCACCACCACCCCCUUCCUGCCUCCUCGUCAUGCUUCUGAAAAGACUACAGGCUAGAUUUCCGAUAAGUUUUAGGUCACGGCCCUUCAUCUCGCCUAUCUGCAGAAGACAGCUGACGACGGAGACGCAGGCAAGGCCCUCGCGUCGUCCACACUAUCUGUUUACUGGCAUUGUCGCGGGAGUAGGAUUAUACUUGGGAGGUGCAAUUUUCCCACCGCAGGAGCUUGUUUUUCUCUAUCCACGUCAUGCGCCUGGUCCUCCGUCUGAUUUAAACUCGCCCGAUGUGAUCGCCUAUACGGAAUCGCUGGAACAGAAGCUGCAGAAUCUUCCAUUACUGCAGAAAGUCCGAAACGCGGCGGAUGCAGAUGAUUGGUACGAGACACGGCCAUAUACGAACUUCCCAGAGGAAAGGCGCGUUAACAACCUAACGGCAGGUGCUCUAAGGGGUCCGGGCAAGCUGGCACUUCCACCAGUAGUCAGGGCAAAGAGGGACGAGAGUGAAGCGUGGAUAUUUGCUCACCUUGGUCGAAGUUUGUGCGGACAUGAUGGAAUCAUCCAUGGUGGAUUAUUGGCUACCCUGCUAGACGAGAGUUUGGGUAGACUGGCUAUUGUCAAUCUUCCUGAGAAAGUUGGUGUCACUGCGACCCUCUCACUCACAUACAAGGCUCCUACGAUCGCCGAUCAGUUUGUUGUCAUCAAGACAUCUCUCAAAGAACUCCAAGGGCGAAAGAUUACUGUCACCGGACGCAUAGAGGAUUUAGAGGGAAAAGUUCUCGUUGAGGCAUCGUACGUCAGUCAAUAUCAUUUAAUGCUACCGUGAUUGAUGCAUAUGCAGUGCUCUAUUCGUCCAACCCAAAU